Molecule: messenger RNA, 852 nt
Organism: Alosa alosa (allis shad)
Lineage: Eukaryota; Metazoa; Chordata; Actinopteri; Clupeiformes; Clupeidae
Gene: lto1
Product: LTO1 maturation factor of ABCE1
Exons: 5
Coding region: 45-464 (139 amino acids)
Source: RefSeq, a predicted model, not a curated record
AAGAAAUUCUCACUGGCUGCAGACUGAAAAACUCAAACUAUGAGAUGGACAAUGUUGGAGAUGAUUUGUUUGAAACUAUUUUUAUGGCUGAUGACCGGCAUCACAUUCAAGGCUAUCAUGAAGGAUUUGAUGAAGGCAAGCAACAGGGAUGGCAUGAGGGUCAAAACCAUGGCAGGAUUCAUGGGGCCAAGCUGUCUGCAGAGGUUUCUUUCUACAGUGGUUUUGCAGUGACAUGGAAAUACCUUCUUCAAAAUGAUAUGAAUUCCAAAGCAAGGAAACAGCUGAAGCUAUUGGAAAUGCUUACUGGACUGAUUCAAACAUUUCCCCUUGAGGACCCACAGCACAAAAACCUUCAAGAAAAUAUGGAGCAGAUUCGAGCCAAAUUCAGACAAGUUUGCUCUUUACUGCACAUCUCUACAGACUUCCAUGGUUAUAUUAAUAGCCCGGGACAAUUAUCAUUCUAAAUGUAAAGUAUAAACACCAUAACUGGAGUGCAACACGAAACAAAGAAGAACGACAGACCAUCAUAGCAUGUUUUUAUGUUUAUGAAAUUCAACAGAUGCUUUUAUCCAAAGAGACUUGCAACAUUACCAUAAAAAUGAACAGCAGAAGAAUUUGAAGGUUGAAGUUAAAAACCUUCCAAAGAAUGAAAUAAUCAAAUUAGAUACCCAUACCCAGUACUUAGUUACUGUCCACCAGUGUGUGCGUGUGUGUGUAUUAGUGAGGUGGAGGGGUAGAUUAUGAAUUACAUUCUUGUUAUGGACAUUUUAAAUUGUUGUAUGUUGAAUUGUAAUAAAUCAAAAAAGAAUGUUUUGACUAAGAAGGUACUUGACUGAGUCUUUAUUGAAUCAG